AUGAUAGCCAUGAAUCUACCGACGGAGCGGGCAAUCAGCAGCUGUUUGUGGCACGUGGCGCCUCCUAUCUUGCUCGUGCUUGGAACCAUAGGGAACAUCAUAUCAAUCUACGUGCUAAACCAGCGGGUCCGAACCUCCACCUCUAUCUACCUUUCUGCUCUCGCCGUCUGCGACUUGUUCCUGCUCUACACUGGCCUUGGGCGAGAGUGGUCCAUACAUGUGUUCGGGUUUGACGUACGUAGCGUUAGUGAGGCGAUGUGUAAAAUGCACUUCUUCUCUGUGACAUUUAGUGCACAGUUGACAUCCUGGAUAUUGGUGGCGAUAACCAUUGAACGAGUGAUCAGUGUGCGGAUGCCGCAUGUCGCCAAACGGGAAUGUACAAAGCAAUGUGCAAUUAUUGUGUUGUUGGCCGAAGCAGUAGUGUUGAUGCUUUUAGAUGGCCACAUUCUGUACGGCGUGUCGAUAAAUUCACGGCAAGCAAGGAAUUAUACAUUGACAAAUGGAACAAAUGGCAACAUGUCGCUCCAUGGUUUUGAUAUUAGGUGUGAACCAAGUGUUGAUGAUCAAUCGUACGAGAACUUCAUGAUAUAUGUAUGGACCUGGAUUGACUUCUGUUUUGUAUUUAUGAUUCCUUUUCUGGUAUUAUUAACUGGAAACCUUAUCAUAAUUAACAACAUCAAACGAAGUAGGCAAUUCCGUAGGCAAGCAAUGACCCUGGCCUAUUACCCACGCCGCAUUCGACCCAAACCGCCAAAACCGAUCCUCUCCUUGACGGCCAUCUUGCUGACCUUAAACACGGUGUUUUUCAUAUGCGUGGGUCCGAUCAACAUUUUUUCCAUUGGUCAAUUCUACUGGUGGCCAGCUGACGUAACAGACGAAGUCGCGGAGUUAAUAUGGGCAGUGGUAGCCAUUUUGAUGUACACGAAUAAUGCAGUGAAUUUCAUUUUGUAUGUAUUUUGUGGCUCGGAGUUUCGAACGGAGGUGAAAUGUUUGUUACUUAAAUGUUUUGCCGUUCAUCCCGGCACGCCAAAGGCCGCCUACAGGCACGGUGUCACACAUCUGUUGUCAGUGAACUUUUCUUUUGAGCAAAGUCGCUCCUCUAGUGUUUGA
Molecule: messenger RNA, 1110 nt
Organism: Mya arenaria
Lineage: Eukaryota; Metazoa; Mollusca; Bivalvia; Myida; Myidae
Product: kappa-type opioid receptor-like
Exons: 1
Coding region: 1-1110 (369 amino acids)
Biological process (GO): G protein-coupled receptor signaling pathway
Cellular component (GO): plasma membrane
Molecular function (GO): G protein-coupled receptor activity
Source: RefSeq, a predicted model, not a curated record